Messenger RNA from Cordyceps militaris CM01, 555 nucleotides. RefSeq lists its product as uncharacterized. The record is from RefSeq and is a predicted model, not a curated record. The coding region runs from base 1 to 555 and encodes 184 amino acids. The transcript has a single exon. NCBI's taxonomy places the organism in Eukaryota, Fungi, Ascomycota, Sordariomycetes, Hypocreales, Cordycipitaceae.
AUGAAGACCUCCUCCCUCCUCUCCGUCACGACUCUCCUCGCCGGUCCCGCGCUCUGCGCCGGCGGUCCGGACAACGCCCAGCUCCCCGACUCGGUCCCGGCCUCGGCCGUGCUCGCCACCGUCACCGGUCUGCCGGCCUCGGUGUCCGGCAAGCAGUACACGUCGCUCGCGUCCGCUCUGUACGCCGUCGACAAGUCCUUUUACAACGACCAGCAGUACACCACCGUUGCCGCGCACAUGUGGUCCGCCGCCGCCAGGGCGUCCGACUCGGAAAAGGUCGUGCCCUCGCUCGCCCUGUCCACGUGGGUCUGGAACUCGAUCACCUCGGCCGCGUGGUACGACAAGAACAUGCCCGGCGAGGACAAGAAGCGCGUGUCGGCGUUUUUGAGCGCCUGGGAUGCGCAGUAUGUCAAGUUUGUCGGCGGCGGCAAGGAUGCCAAGACUGAGGGUGAUGAGAAGAAUGUGGCGGCUGGGGGUAGUGCCGCGCAAAACUUGAUCGUUGUCUGUUCGGCGGCCGUGCUCGCGGGCCUGGCUGGCUUUGUCGCCGUCAUGUAA